Penicillium malachiteum is the source of this 318-nucleotide messenger RNA. It is a transcript of the gene pam18, whose product is annotated as putative mitochondrial DnaJ chaperone (Tim14). The record is from RefSeq and is a predicted model, not a curated record. NCBI's taxonomy places the organism in Eukaryota, Fungi, Ascomycota, Eurotiomycetes, Eurotiales, Aspergillaceae. Bases 1 to 318 code for a protein of 105 amino acids. The transcript has 4 exons. Gene Ontology annotation, molecular function: ATPase activator activity. Gene Ontology annotation, biological process: protein import into mitochondrial matrix. Gene Ontology annotation, cellular component: PAM complex, Tim23 associated import motor.
AUGGCUUCAGCUCUUGUUGUUGGUCUGGGUGUGGCCACUGCUGCAUUCUUGGGCCGUGCCGGUCUGGUCGCCUAUCGCCGUUCACAGGGUGGUGUGAAUGCUGCUGGAAAGGCUUUUUACAAGGGUGGAUUCGAGCAACGAAUGACCCGUCGCGAAGCCUCCCUGAUCCUCGAGCUUGCUGAACGUACUUUGACCAAGGACAAGGUCCGCAAGAAGCACCGUCAACUCAUGCUGCUCAACCACCCCGAUCGUGGCGGUAGUCCCUACUUGGCAACUAAAAUCAACGAGGCCAAGGAGUUCCUGGACAAACACGUCUGA